AUGUACCUGAAGGCAGGGUUCGGAGAGAAGAACAACCAGCAGUGGAUGAGGGUCACAGUGGUUAUUACUUGGGGAGCCAUAAAAACCUGUCACUUCAUGGGGAAGAAGAGUGUCACGGGCUCCCCGCACCUGGAGUCGCCGGAGGAGCCUGCGGUGCCGAUGGUCUUCGGUCCUUCUCUCAGAGCCUUGCUGGAGGACAUGAUGGAACUGCUUACCCGUGAGCUCCUGAAAAUCCUCUUGCAAGAGAGACUUUUGGAUGAGAACCAAGGAAAAUAUGACCUCACUGAUCAGGAGACAGGGCUUUUAACAAAGGUGCUGGAGAAGUAUUUUUCAAACUGAAGAAGCACAGCCGUGGAGGAUGAGGUCUGCAGGCUCGGCCGUGCAUGGCAAACGGAGGAGAGCAUCGUCCUUGUGGGUUACUGUAGCAACAUCACUUUUAUUUAUUCUUUCUGUAAUAUUGUUAAUAGUGGUUGCUUGUAUGAAAAGCAGAGCUUCCCUGUAUAUUUCUUCUAUGUUUUCUGCUUUUGUGAUGUCUGAUGUACCCCUGUGAAUAAAACUGGCUCUUUGCACAAACCA
Molecule: messenger RNA, 576 nt
Organism: Charadrius vociferus (killdeer)
Lineage: Eukaryota; Metazoa; Chordata; Aves; Charadriiformes; Charadriidae
Exons: 3
Coding region: 1-339 (112 amino acids)
Source: RefSeq, a predicted model, not a curated record